Messenger RNA from Microthlaspi erraticum, 4755 nucleotides. Lineage: Eukaryota; Viridiplantae; Streptophyta; Magnoliopsida; Brassicales; Brassicaceae. The record is from the annotation of a GenBank genome assembly.
AUGAUCUGUCACGCUCUGUUAAUUUUCUUCACUCUAGUUUCUGCCGUCUCCGUCGUAGAUGGAGCAAGGGCGGCGUAUACUGCCACCGAUGUCUUUCUCUUCAACUGCGGCCAAAACAACAUCAUGGUGGACAGCAGUGGCCGGGAAUGGACGGCGGAGAAUCUGGAAAUCCCUUCAGUCAACGCGUCCUUCUCUUCAACUGCAUCACCUCAAUAUUCAGACGUUCCUCAGGUGCCUUACAUGACGGCUAGGAUUUUCCGAUCAGAUUUCACUUACAGUUUUCCCGUCUCUCCCGGCUGGAAAUUCAUCCGGUUAUACUUCUACCCGACCCGCUACGGAUCCGGUUUUGACGCCGUUAGUUCCUUCUUCUCCGUCAACGUCAACGGUUUCACUCUCUUGAAAAACUUCAGCGCCGAUUUAACGGUAAAGGCUUCUAACAAUAAAACAGUCUUAAUUAAAGAGUUUAUCGUCCCUGUCUCCGUUAAGCUGAAUCUCACCUUCACGCCGUCUCCGAAAUCGUUAGCUUUCGUUAACGGAAUUGAGAUUCUCUCCAUGCCUGAUCGGUUUUACUCAAAGGGAGGAUUUGACGACGUGAUAUCAAACGUCGGUAGCUCCGUUAACUUCGAGAUACACAAUUCGACGGCUUUCGAAACCGUUUACCGGAUAAACGUCGCCGGACAAACGAUCAAAGACGUCAACGACACGGGAAUGUUCCGGUGGUGGCUUUCCGAUAUUGAUUUCAUUCUCGGAGUAAACUCUGGGCUUGAGCCGUACGUUCCGUAUGUAAAGAUCAACUACACGAAGAAAACUCCGGCGUAUGUCGCGCCGGAAGAUGUGUACACGACGUAUCGUACGAUGGGGAACGUUGAUGAUCCCAAGCUAAACCUGAAUUUCAAUCUGACGUGGCUCUUUACCGUCGACGCCGGGUUUAACUACCUUGUUAGGCUUCAUUUCUGUGAGACUCUACAGGAAGUGAGCUUACCUGGAGAACGUGUCUUCACCAUCUUCAUCGGAAAUCAUGUUGCAAAGCUUGACAUGGAUGUGAUUCAGUUGAGCGGCGGAUCUCGGAUUCCGAUGUAUCUUGAUUUCAAUGUAUACGUUGAUUCCACUGAUCUACGACUUGAUUUGCAUCCUCUCAAGGACAUUGCUCCAAAGUUUUACGACGCUAUUCUCAACGGUGUAGAGAUUCUCAAGCAGAGUGAUUUUGAUGGUAAUCUCGCUGGCCCUAAUCCAAGUCCUAUACAAAACUCUGUAAUGCAAGAAGCUAUACAAAAACGUAAAAAGAAGUCGCAUGUUUUGGUGACAAUCCUUGAGGUUGUUGGUUCUUCAAUUGGGCUGGGGACAUUUAUCAUUGUGCUGAUACUCUUGAUGCGCCACAUGAAGAGUAAGAAGAGAAGAAAGGAACACAAUGGCGUCAUGUUCAAGGUACUAAUAAAACAAUACACUUACGCACAAGUGAAGAAAAUUACAAAGUCAUUUUCACAGAAAAUUGGGAAAGGAGGAUUUGGAACUGUCUAUGAAGGAAGCCUUUCUAAUGGAUGUAAAGUUGCGGUAAAGGUCUUAAAGGAUUUGAAAGGAAAUGGUGAGGAUUUCAUCAACGAAGUCGCUAGCAUGAGCCAGACAUCUCAUGUUAACAUUGUUUCUCUACUUGGUUUCUGCUACGAAGGUUCGAGGAGAGCAAUCGUAUAUGAGUUCUUGGAGAAUGGGUCUUUGGAUCAAUUUAUGUCAAGAAAAAGGCCAUUGACUCUUGAUGUGACAACACAAUAUGGAAUCGCGCUAGGUGUUGCUCGAGGAUUGGAGUACUUGCACUAUGGUUGCAAAACAAGAAUUGUGCAUUUCGACAUCAAACCUCAGAAUAUUCUGUUAGAUGGCAAUCUUUGUCCUAAAGUCUCGGACUUUGGCCUUGCUAAACUUUGUGAGAAAAGAGAAAGUGUUAUGUCACUGAUAGACACAAGAGGAACUAUUGGUUACAUUGCACCUGAGGUGUUCUCAAGGAUGUACGGCGGAAUCUCCCACAAGUCAGAUGUGUAUAGCUAUGGAAUGUUGGUACUCGAGAUGAUUGGAGCAAGAAACAAAGAAAUAUUUGAAGCUAGAGCUUCUAGUGCUAGUACCGUUUACUUUCCUGAUUGGAUCUAUAUGGAUCUUGAAAAUGGAGAGCAAACGUGGAUACUUGGAGAUGAAGUAACCAACGAGGAAAAAGAGAUUGCAAAGAAGAUGGUCUUAGUGAGCCUCUGGUGUAUUCAACCAUGUCCAUCAGAUCGUCCACCGAUGAAUAGAGUUGUUGAGAUGAUUGAGGGAAGUUUGGAUGCUCUUGAUUUACCUCCUAAGCCUUCUAUGCAUAUUUCCACUGGGCUUAUUAUUGAAUCUUCUUCGCUUCCUAAUGUUUCCGCAGUCUCCGUCUUACAAAGAGCAACGGCGGCGUAUACUCCGGCCGAUGUCUUUCUCGUUGGCUGCGGGGCUACUUCCUACAAUGUCUCUAGCAGUGGUCGGAACUGGACGGCGGAGAGUCAGGAGAUUAUGUCGUCGAAUUCAGACAAAGCUUCGUUUUCUUGGGUUGCAUCAUUCAUUGGACCCGGGGUUCCUCUGGUGCCCUACACGACGGCUCGGAUUUUCCGAUCCGAUUUCACUUACAGUUUUCCAGUUUCUCCCGGCUGGAAAUUCAUCCGGUUAUAUUUUUACCCGGGCGGUUAUAAUAUAUCCGGUGAUUUCGACGACGCUAACUCUUUCUUCUCCGUAACCACCAAUGGUUACAAUCUUUUGAAGAACUUCAGCGCCGAUCAAACUGUAAAGGCUUCUAGUAAUCCGGUCUUGGUCAAAGAGUUUAUCGUUCCGGUUAACCAGACUUUGAAUCUCACCUUCAGGCCGUCUCCGAAUUCGUUAGCUUUUGUUAACGGAAUCGAGAUUGUCUCCAUGCCUGAUCGGUUUUACUCAAAGGGAGGAUUCGACGACGUGAUAUCAAACGUCGGUAGCUCCGUUAACUUCUUGAUAGACAAUUCCACGGCUUUUGAAACGGUUUACCGGAUAAACGUCGCCGGACAAAAUAUCAGCGACUCAGGUGACAAAGGAAUGUUCCGGCGAUGGCUUUCCGAUGAUGCGUUUAUACUCCGUGUAAACCCGGGACUCAAGCCGGACGUUCUAGAUGUAAAGAUCAAGUACACGGAGAAAACUCCCGCGUAUGUCGCGCCGGAUAAUGUGUACACGACGUCUCGUACAAUGGGGAACGCCGCUAAUCCUAAGCUUAACCUGAAUUCCAAUCUGACGUGGCUAUUCCCCGUCGACGCCGGGUUUAACUACCUCCUUAGGCUUCAUUUCUGCGAGACCCUCCGGGAAGUGAGCUUCCCGGGAGAGCGAGUCUUUAGCAUCUUCAUUGGAAAUCAGGUUGCAAAGCUUGACAUGGAUGUGAUUCAGUUAAGCGGCGGCUCUCGGAUUCCGAUAUACCUAGAUUUCAGUGUAUUUGUUGGUUUGGAAAACGAGUCUAGAGCUGAUCUACGACUUGACUUGCAUCCUUUCAAGGACAUUGCUCCAAAGUAUUACGACGCCAUUCUCAAUGGUGUAGAGAUUCUCAAGAUGAAUGAAUUUGAGGGAAGUCUCGAUGGACCGAAUGGGUUCUCUAAUCCAAAGAGAGAACCUACUAACUCGGAGGGCAAUCUCGUUAGACCUAAACGUAAGCCAAAUAUGUUGGGAGGCAAGUUAAAUGUCCUGAUGAUAGUUGUUGGUUCUGCAUUUGGGCUGGUGACUUCCGUUGUUAUCCUCAUAUUGCUGAUGCGUCAGAUGAAGAGGAAGAAGAGAAGAAAGGAAAAUAGUGGCGUCAUGUUCAAGGUACUUAUUAAACAAUACACUUACGCACAAGUUGGGAGAGGAGGAUUUGGAACCGUCUACGAAGCAAACCUUCCUAACGGCUGUAAAGUUGCAGUAAAGGUCUUGAAGGAUUUGAAGGGAAAUGGUGAGGAUUUCAUCAACGAAGUCGCUAGCAUGAGCCAGACAUCUCAUGUAAACAUUGUUUCUUUGCUUGGUUUCUGCUAUGAAGGUUCCAAAAGAGCGAUCGUAUAUGAGUUCUUGGAGAAUGGGUCUUUGGAUCAGUUCAUCUCUAGACAAAGGCCAAUGACUCUAGAUGUGAGGACGCAGUAUGGAAUCGCGCUUGGUGUUGCUCGAGGAUUAGAGUACUUGCACUAUGGCUGCAAAACAAGAAUCGUGCAUUUCGACAUCAAACCUCAGAAUAUUUUGUUGGAUGGCAAUCUUUGUCCUAAAGUCUCGGACUUUGGCCUUGCUAAACUUUGUGAGAAAAGAGAAAGUGUUAUGUCAUUGAUAGACACAAGAGGAACUAUUGGUUACAUUGCACCUGAGGUGUUCUCGAGUAUGUAUGGCGGUGUCUCCCACAAGUCAGAUGUGUAUAGCUAUGGAAUGUUGGUACUCGAGAUGAUUGGAGCAAGAAACAAAGAAAGAUUUGAAAACACAGCUUCCGACACUAGGACAUCAUCUCACUUUCCUGAUUGGAUCUAUAAGGAUCUUGAAAAUGGAGAGCAAACGUGGAUACUUGGAGAUGAAGUAACCGACGAGGAAAAAGAGAUUGCAAAGAAGAUGGUCUUAGUGAGUCUCUGGUGUAUUCAACCAUGUCCAUCAGAUCGUCCACCGAUGAAUAGAGUAGUGGAGAUGAUAGAGGGAAGUUUGGAUGCUCUUAGUUUCCCUCCUAAGCCUUCCAUGCAUAUUUCCACAGGGCUUACUCUUGAAUCUUCUUCGCUUCCUAAUGGUGAAUAA